ACAGAUUUUCCCUCUCAAUUUAAUACCCGUUAUUCCACAUCCUCUCCCAUAUUUUUUCCAUCUCCACGCUCCACAAUUUUUCAGUGUUCCUUUUCAUUUUCUUAGUAAAAAGUUCUUGAAAUUUUUACCAACGUCUCUUUCAAAUUCAUAACUCUCAGGUAUUCAAGAAUAGGGAAAAAUAAAAUAAAAUUGGUAGAGGGAAGUAAGAGCGUGGAGUGAUUAAUUAGUGUUUCUCGAAAAAAAGACUCAGUUGAAUCUUCAAGAACCGCCGCUGACACCACUGACCAUCUCCCUUCCGAAAUACACGAAAAUACUCCAGUCUUUUGAUCAAGAUAAUUGCACAAGUAUCGAUGUGAAACGCGAUUAAAAUGACGCUGAGAUACUCAGUUUAGUGUUGAUCAGUGACAAGUUUCUUGCGCCGAAAUGACUUUCCCCAUUCUGCAUCAAUACUAGGUAGUCUAGGUUAUGAACUUUGAUGCAAGAUGUACUACAGAAAUUUUCCUGUGAAACUUCCCAACUUCUUCAAGAAGGAACCUUCUGAUCCUGGUGGCGGUUUCAUACGUUGCGACUGUGCAUCUGUUUGUAGGAACCGUGACUGUCUAUGCUUUACUGCUUCGAAGUUUUGUACGAAUUCUUGUACUUGCCAUUUGUGCAUGAACAAACCUCGACGUCAAAAUCGUCAGCACAUCAAUGAGCAUCCUGCAUAUAAUCGUGGCCGAUGGGGAGGUGGAAGUCAAUCAGACUGUUAUUCGGGGGUUGAAGAUGAAGAAGAAGACGACACAUAUUGGGAAGAUUGGUGUAGAAAGACGGAAAAAUACUCUCAUUGGAAAACCACUGGGAGUAAAGAUGUUCCAUGCAUUAAAACGAAACAGCGAGAAACUUCUCCCAAGGAAUCUGUUGGUGAAACCCCAAUGAGGAGUCGUACAAAGAACUAUAAAUCUGAAAGGAAAGAGUAUACCAGCUUAGAAGAAUCUCCUAUCAGUAAAAGGAAAGAAAACAAGUCUAAAAGUAAAAGCAGCACCUCGAAUAAAAGGAAAAAGAAAGAAUAGUGGGAAGAUUAAGGUAGAUCAUGGACCAGAGCCACCACCAAAUCCUAAAACAAGGAGGGAGUUUCACCUCCUUGUGAGCAUUCACCUUUUCAUUUCUUCAUUACUCUGUUUUCUCAAUGUUAUUGGUUGUCGUUUGAUAUUUUACAUAGGUCACUAUCAGCAGACAGCUUUAUGUCCAUGGGAACUGUAAGUAAAGUAAAAAUUGUGCCAGGUAUAAAAUGUUUACCUUAAUGAAAGUGGCACACUCUUCUUUAGAUGGUGACCUAUAAUGAGGUUGUUUAAAACUCUCGACAUCCAACGUAAUUGCAUCUUA
Molecule: messenger RNA, 1362 nt
Organism: Olea europaea var. sylvestris
Lineage: Eukaryota; Viridiplantae; Streptophyta; Magnoliopsida; Lamiales; Oleaceae
Exons: 4
Coding region: 483-1049 (188 amino acids)
Source: RefSeq, a predicted model, not a curated record